This is a messenger RNA of Colletotrichum chrysophilum, 1719 nucleotides long. RefSeq lists its product as uncharacterized. The transcript has 3 exons. Gene Ontology annotation, molecular function: oxidoreductase activity; FAD binding. The record is from RefSeq and is a predicted model, not a curated record. Bases 1 to 1719 code for a protein of 572 amino acids. Lineage: Eukaryota; Fungi; Ascomycota; Sordariomycetes; Glomerellales; Glomerellaceae.
AUGAAGUCCUCCAUCAUCGCCACGGCCCUCGCUGCCGCGCCCUUCGCCGCCGCCGGUGUCCUUCCCAAGCGCGCCGACGACACCUGCCGUGUCCUCCCCGGUGAUGCCGCCUGGCCUUCUACCGACUCGUGGAACACCCUCAACACCACCGUCGGCGGCAAGCUCAUCGCGACCGUGCCCAUCGGCUCCGUCUGCCACGACCCCAACUACGAUGAGGCCGCAUGCACGGCGUUGCAAGAUGCUUGGGUUCUUCCCGAGACCCACUUCCCCUCCUCGUCUUCCGUGAUGCAGAGCUACUUCGCCAACCAGUCCUGCGACCCCUUCACGGACCGCACCCUUCCCUGCCUCAUCGGCAACUACGUCCAGUACGCCGUCGAGGUCACCUCCGCCCAGGACGUCGUCGAGACCGUCAACUUCGCCCGGGACAACAACAUCCGCUUCCUCGUCCGAAACACGGGUCAUGACCACCUCGGCCGUUCAACCGGCGCCGGAGCCCUCGCCGCCUGGACCCACAAGCUCAAGGAUAUCGAGGUGACUACCUGGUCCGACGAUCUCUGGUCCGGCCCCGCCAUCAAGAUGGGCGCCGGUGUUCUCGGCUACGAGAUCACCGAGGCUGGCAAGUCCGCCGGCCUCGUCGUUGUCGGCGGCGAGUGCCCUACCGUCGGCCCUGCUGGUGGUUACAUCCAGGGUGGUGGCCACUCCGCCCUCACCACCAACUUCGGUAUGGCUGCCGACCAGACUCUUGAGUUUGAGGUCGUCACCGCCGACGGCAAGAUCGUCACUGCCUCCCGCACGGAGAACUCUGAUCUCUUCUGGGCCCUCAGCGGUGGUGGCCCCGGUACCUAUGGCGUCGUCACCUCCGUCACCGUCCGUGCCUACCCCGAUGCCAACAUCGGCGGUGUCGGUCUGCAGACCGCCGCGUCCUACACUACCCAGGAGAAGUGGUGGCAGAUGCUCGACUCCUUCCACUCCCUCCUCCCCAACAUGACCGACCAGGGCGCCAUGGUCGUCUUCCUCUACAGCAGCUCCAUCUUCGCCAUCAACCCCCUGACUGCCUACAACAAGACCGCCGAGGAGGCCAAGGCCAUUCUCCAACCCUUCCUCGACGUCCUCGCCGACCUCUCCAUCCCCUACUCCUCUGCCGCCACCAACUACUCCAGCUACCGCGACCACUACGACAAGUGGAUGGGCCCCCUCCCCUACGGCCACGUCGAGGUCGAGUCCUACAACUUCGGCUCCCGCCUCGUCCCCCGCUCCGUCCUCUCCGACACCACAUCCCGUGCCACUUACAUCGACGCCAUCCGCUACGGCGCCGACACCUACGGCGUUCUCUCCGCCGGUGUAGCCCUCAACGCCUCCGCCCCCGCCGGCGUCGACAACGCCGUCAACCCGCACUGGCGCGACGCCACCAUCCACGUCCAGUACUCCACCGCCUGGAGCAACGACCCCGCCCAGUGGGACACAAUGAUCUCCGACCAGAAGCGCAUGACGGACGACAUCAUGCCACCCAUCGAGGCCGCGACCCCCGGCAGCGGCAACUACGUCAACGAGGUCGACUUCAGGAUCGACGGCUGGAAGGAGAAGUUCUUCGGCAGCAAGUACGACAAGUUGCUGGAGAUCAAGCAGAAGUGGGAUUCCACGGGCGUGUUCUACGCGCUCAAGACCGUCGGUAGCGAUGUUUGGGACGUUGCCGCUGAUGGCAGGAUGUGCCGUGCAUGA